CAGGAAGUUUUAGGAAACUCUAUACCCAAUCCCAAUGACCAUGCCACCCUUCUCUCCAUUUCAACAGGAACCCUUAAAAAAGUGUUCGUUUUGAAACGUCCUGUAUACGACACUUCUCACAAUGGAUUUUGCUGCCACUGUUUGAGGAAAAUUCAUCUCUAAGCAUCCUUGUUUUCCCUCCAACGCGCAGACGUAGAGUUUCCCAAGAUUUCAUCUUGGGUACGUUUUCCGGCACAUCCGCAGCGCGUAGCAGAGAAAAUCGUCAAUAAUUUUCCCAUUCAACGCAAUAAUUAGGGCUAAAUUUUCUUUGUAGUGUAGCGAAAAUUCUACAGGUUGUCCCAAAAAAUUACAAUCAUAAAAAAAACAAGAAUCAAGACAGAUUGUGUCUAAUAUUUUGUGGAUUUAUAUCCAUAGUGUUUCUCUAAGAUAUUCAGAAAUCCAUAAAAGUGGCUAGGUUUGAGGGUAAGCUGUUCUCUGCAGUGAAUAAUUUUUUUACGACGUCACCAUUGGUGAAUCACAUCAAAGAUUUGAUGACAAAGCAGAACAACCAUUCCGAUCAGCCAGAUGGGGUACAGAGUUUCAGGAAAAUCGAGGAUAAUAGUACAAACAAUAUCCAAGCGAAGAAAAAUGUACCAGGAGAGGAAAAAGCUCAAAACACCACUCACAUAUCUUCGAAGUUAAGCAAAGUCUCCAAAAGCCAAAUGAAAGAGUUCAGAGAAGCUUUUAGACUCUUCGACAAAGAUGGAGACGGCAGUAUUACCAAAGAGGAACUAGGCAGAGUCAUGAGAUCUUUAGGACAGUUUGCAAGAACUGAAGAACUACAACAAAUGCUUCAAGAAAUCGAUAUCGAUGGCGAUGGAAAUGUAAGUUUCGAAGAAUUCAUUGACAUCGCCUGGUCUGCCGGGGCUGGAACAGGUUCUGACCAGUUACUAUCUAGAGAGGAGGAAGAAAAGGAACUAAGGGAUGCUUUUAGGGUGUUCGAUAAGCAUAACAGGGGUUACAUCACAUCGUCAGACUUAAGGGCAGUGUUGCAAUGUUUGGGCGAAGAUUUAUCAGAAGAAGAAAUCGAAGAUAUGAUCAAAGAAGUUGACGUAGAUGGUGAUGGUCGCAUUGAUUUUUAUGAAUUUGUAAAUGCUCUGGGCGAACCUGGGAACGAUGACAGCUACGACGAAGACGAUGAAGAAUAUUCCGGAUAUUAGAAGAAUUUUAAAAUCAAUUUUAAAGUCAUAUCAGAAAAAAAUGUAUCAAAGAAACUUUAUAUCAUCGUAUUUAAAUGUUUAUAAUCCUAUUACUUGGAUGUAUAUUGUUAAAUGUUACGAAAUUAUACGUAUGUUAAGGGCGUGUUCACAUAAUAUAUAAAAGUCACGUAGUAGAAAUUCUACUUAGUAAUAUAUACAGCAUUAUUAAGAACUUUAUUAAUGUUGCCCCCCUAUAUUUGA
Messenger RNA from Sitophilus oryzae (rice weevil), 1439 nucleotides. RefSeq names its product neo-calmodulin-like. NCBI's taxonomy places the organism in Eukaryota, Metazoa, Arthropoda, Insecta, Coleoptera, Curculionidae. Bases 531 to 1199 code for a protein of 222 amino acids. The record is from RefSeq and is a predicted model, not a curated record. The transcript has 8 exons. Gene Ontology annotation, molecular function: enzyme regulator activity; calcium ion binding.